AUGGUUUCAACGCGUUCAGGCUCAACUAAAGUGCCUGAAGGAGUAGAGAGAGAUGAUAAUAGGAUCAUAGCCGUCGUGACAGGUGCUAACAGCGGAUUCGGUCUUGGUAUAUGCCAACAACUGCUAUCCAACCUUUCAUUACCCGUUGGUUCAUCGAUUCCAGCAUCAACUCCUCAGUCAACAGCUAUGCCACCUUCACUGCGAUCCUCAUUCAAGACUUCAUCGUCAAAGGAGAAGGCCAAAGCAAAAGAGGAAAUAGCAGAUCCGCCAGCUACCUUAACAUUAAUCUUAGCUUGUAGAUCACAAUCCAAAGCCGAAGAAGCGAAGCAGAUCUUAUUGACCAUACAUGAGAAAGAUCUGAAGAAUAGAAUAGAUCGUGGAGAGAAAGUAAGAACCGGCUGGAAAGAAGGUCUAAGGAUAGAAUGGCAAGGUUUAGAUCUAGAUAAUCCAGGUGGUGGAAAUGGUGUUUUAGGAUUUUGCGAAAGGUUGAAAGAAAAAUAUCCACAUGUGACAACGCUUUACCUAAAUGCAGGAAUGGGUGCGUUCACAGGACUCGAUUGGUGGAUGUUCUUCAAACAAACUAUGUUAGAAGGAAUGAUACGUGCCCAGAGUCUACCUAAAUACCAAAUGGAAGAAAAAGGGGCUAUGAGUUCUGAUGGUGAAAGGGGUCUAGUAUGGGGAACAAACGUUUUAGCUCCUUAUAUCAUUGUCAAGGAGCUGAUACCGUUACUGAAACGAUCACCUCCAUCAUUACCAUUCCAACCGAGAGUGAUAUACACCUCAUCGUUGACCUCACGAUAUUCCACGUUACAUUCAAGCCCGUUGAAUGACUACCAAUUGAUAGAUUACCCGAACUCUUAUUCCCCCAGCAAAUACAUGGGAGAUUUAGUCAUGACCGAAUUUGACCGUGCAUAUGGCACAACACCAACAUCGACGACGACAGCGAUAUUAUCGCCAAAGGUCACUGUCCAAGAAAAAGACAGACCCAUAAGAUUCUUCACGGUAGAUCCAGGAUGUGUUUGUACAAAUUUCUUUAGCUCAGGAAUGGGUGUGAUCAUGUGGUGGGCAAAUGUCAAAUUCUUCUUUUACUGGCUAUCAUUCUAUCUAUGUCGAUUGCUCGGAUCACCCCAUCAUCCAGUUUAUGCAGAUCAAGGUGCUUUACCUAUGAUUUACGCCGCGCUAAUAUCGGAUGAGUACAUCUUACCAGCGGAAAAGAACCCAGCUCAGAGAUUCGCGGUCAUGUCAUCUAGAUGGGGCAAGACUGCAGUAGGUUACGAAGAAGUGGAUAGGUGGGAACAAGGUGAAGAUAUAGGUAAAGGUGUGGUAGAGGCUUGUGAAGCUCAUAGGAAAGAAUGGAGAAGAAGAGGGGGAUUAGAAUGA
Molecule: messenger RNA, 1380 nt
Organism: Kwoniella shivajii
Lineage: Eukaryota; Fungi; Basidiomycota; Tremellomycetes; Tremellales; Cryptococcaceae
Exons: 5
Coding region: 1-1380 (459 amino acids)
Cellular component (GO): endoplasmic reticulum membrane; lipid droplet; mitochondrial outer membrane
Molecular function (GO): 3-beta-hydroxysteroid 3-dehydrogenase (NADP+) activity
Source: RefSeq, a predicted model, not a curated record